CUAUAUUAAUAGUUUCUAUUUGAAUUUUCCAAAACGUUGAGUCCUGCCCUAUUUCAGAGUGGUCCUGCCAAUCAAAAGCUAGAUAUGGUCUCCGAGCAACAACAGUAAAUAAAGAAAAUGGCGGAAGACAAGGACAGCGCAGAGGCCAUAGUAGCUGAGGUCCACAAGAAGAUCAGCGGUGCUUUUGAUGUGUUUGACCACGAGUUCAACAAGACAGUGGAUGUCAGGGAGAUAGGCACUAUCAUCCGCUCCCUGGGCUGCUUCCCUAACGAAGGGGAGCUACAUGACGUCAUAGCAGAGAUUGAGGAGGAGGAGCCGACGGGAUACAUCCGCUUUGAGAAGUUCCUCCCCACCAUGACCAAGGUUCUGAUGGAGCGCAUGUUCCGGCCCAUCCCAGAGGACCUGCUGCUCCAGGCCUUUGAGGUUCUAGAUAAGCAGAAAAAGGGACAUUUGGAACUGGAGGAGCUCACAAAGUACAUGACACAGGAAGGAGAGCCCUUCACCCAGGAAGAGAUGGAGGAGAUGCUGUCAGCUGCUCUUGACCCUGACAAGAAUGUAAUCUUCUACAAAGACUUUGUUAGCAUGAUGACCGUGGAUGACCCCAGAUAGACUCUCAAUCACACACACACGCACACACAUUGCUGCUGGGAAUAAUGACAAAUGUAACCAUUGUCUUGGGUAAUUAUUAUAUUGUUAUAGAUUCAUAAUUUGAUACAGAAUAUAAUGUGG
Molecule: messenger RNA, 729 nt
Organism: Coregonus clupeaformis (lake whitefish)
Lineage: Eukaryota; Metazoa; Chordata; Actinopteri; Salmoniformes; Salmonidae
Gene: drc8
Product: EF-hand calcium binding domain 2
Exons: 7
Coding region: 118-609 (163 amino acids)
Molecular function (GO): calcium ion binding
Source: RefSeq, a predicted model, not a curated record